This is a messenger RNA of Cherax quadricarinatus, 971 nucleotides long. The record is from RefSeq and is a predicted model, not a curated record. Lineage: Eukaryota; Metazoa; Arthropoda; Malacostraca; Decapoda; Parastacidae.
AUGACCGAGAAAAUUCAAGUGGAGGAUGUAGAAUCUGCGGCUGCGCAAUUCUCAACAAAAGAUGAUUUUAGUUUAUUUACAUGUGCAAUUAUUUCACGGAUACUGACGACCCUAUUCACAGCAGCCACGGCUGACCUACUGCCAACCUACAGCUUGCCACAUACCUCUGGACAUGGCCGUGGCGGCGCCUUCAGUGGAUUAGUAUCUGUUGAUAUGCGCUCAUUUUCUGGUAGCUCUGAGUUUUCUGGUCCAUCUCACUCUGUGGUCAGUUGUGGACACAGACAGGUCCGGCAUGUGGAUGGCAGCUGUGUAACUCCUCAGGUCAACCGGAACUUAUUCUUGUACAAAGUUCCUGCAGCAACACCGAUCGUAGCUCCAAGACCAAACGCUCCACCAAGAGUUGAAGACAAUAUUUUACUCAUUCAGUUCCCUGAGGAGCUUCUAAACCAAGAACCAAUCAUGGUACCACCACCACAACAGAGGAACGUUGUGUAUGUGCUCAACAAGCGGCCACAUCAUGACCAUAAGCUUAUUCACGCACCAGGACCUGAGCAGCCAGCUCCCGAGGUGUACUUUGUCAACUAUGCUGAAGGAGAGAACCCGACUCUACCAAGCGGUGGCGAUCUCCAGUCUGCCCUUAAAACUGCUUUUGAAGGUGGCGGUGAACUUAUUGGUAGCAGUGGUUAUGGUCUCAGUGGCAUUGUUGGAGGCACUGAAGGCUAUGGUAGCCUUAGUAUUGGCAAUACUGGAGGCACAAGUGGUACUGUUAGCGGAGAUAUCAGUGGAACAUCUGGCUUCUCUGCUCCGUCUGCACGUUAUAGUCUCCCUUAGAGCAUGCCACUAUCUGGAAUAGUUAUUAUGAAGUGUUAAAUCCAGAACUAAACAGAAGCAACAGUAAAUGUAGCAACCACAUAUGAUAAUAAUAUAUUUACUGUAUACUAUUUAUAUUCUGUUGGAAAUGUAUUAAAAAU